UAUUACUUGUUUGAGACGAUCCCUUCCUGCUUUGAGGAGCCAUGUUGUUGGCAGCUGAAACAUGGAAGACGAUUCAGACUUCUUAGACGCUCUGUACACGGAGGUCGCGCAGUCCUUAGAAUGGAAGGAAACAAAAGCCUUGAAGAAGAGAGUGUCUUCUUUAGAACUUCAAGAUCCCGUCUCGGACGACGACUUGGCCCAAGACAUCUUCAAGAAGUUGGAGAAGGAGGGGCAUUUCGGGAAGGGCAAUCUGCAGUACCUUACGGACCUCCUGACUGACUUGGGACGGGCCGACUUAGGGGAGAAAGUGCAGGCGUCAGAGCUGGAACCUGAGCCUGAAAACAAGUCCAUCAGCGACCAGAAGGAAGACACCACAGUUCUUCGGCGGCACUUCCGGCUCGUGGCGCAAGAGGUCUCUCCUCUGGACUGGAAGAGAUUCGCGAGGCACCUCGGUCUGAGCGAGGGUCAGAUCCAGCACAUCGGCAUGCGGCAGAAGAACAACUCGUACGAGGGCGUGAUCGAGUCGCUGUACGUCUGGGAGAACCACCUGGGGAGCAGCGCCACCUACCGGGUGCUGAGGGCAGCGCUGAACCAGGCAGGCAUGGAGAACGUGGCUGACAGUAUCUGGGCCUAGUGGGUCAGAAGCGCCUCCUACUGGGGGUACACAGAACUGCAGGAAUGGAUGUGUGUUGUUAUUUUUUCAAUCAGCCCCUGUUCAGGCCAGUUCUGACAUUGGUGUAAGGAACAAAUGUUUAACUUGUUAUUCCUACACAUAACAUUAAACAGUGCACUAACCAUAAGGCAAAAGGGUCUUGACCAGUUAGACUCGUCAGUUGGUGGCGCUUAAAUCCCACUGUUACAACAUAAUAACGACACUCGAGGCUACAAUGUGGUCUCAAUUUUUGCCUUGAAACCAAGCAAACAAAAGCAAAGCCUUUCUAUUUGCCAUCGAGUUGCAAACUAACAGCAUAGCAUAUAUUCACAGUCAUGUGACUGUAACAUAUUUGCAUUAUCCGCCAUGCUGCGUGGUUAACCUGGGAAGUUGCCUGGUAAAUUUGCAUCUACGAAACUACUUACAAUCACAUAGCUAUGACAUGAGUCCACAUUAUCAUGUUACACAUGCAAAUCUAUUGUGGUGACUCCAGGUUUGACUGAUAUUGUUGCUGUGAGCCACUGUAAACGCACUAUAUGUAGUGACAUCAUGUUACUUUACAUGUGACGAAAGAUCACCUUUAUCCGGGAGGUGACCUUUAUCCGUUGUUUUUAAACACAUGGUACUUAGGGAUACGAAGUCUAUAGACGGUUGUUUCAAGAGGCAAAUUUUGAAAAUAUUCCAAUUUGAUGCAACAAUUAAAACGGACCCCAAUAUUUGAAAAUAUUGCAGUUUGAUAUAACAACGGAUAAAGGUUACCCCGCGGAUAAAGGUGAACUAUUAGUGGUCAGAUGCUGUGAUACGGAAUGAAAAAUGGCAUAUCUUAAGAAGAGUUAUGACUUUGGUACUCAGAUAUAAAAGGACACGUAUAUCAAUAUCAAUGAAUUUAGCUGUUUUUGUACCAAAAUUGAAAAUACUUGAUUGUGUGAACAUGAUAUGCAAUAAACAUGUUGACUAUUACCCCA
Molecule: messenger RNA, 1617 nt
Organism: Branchiostoma floridae (Florida lancelet)
Lineage: Eukaryota; Metazoa; Chordata; Leptocardii; Amphioxiformes; Branchiostomatidae
Product: FAS-associated death domain protein-like
Exons: 4
Coding region: 62-634 (190 amino acids)
Biological process (GO): TRAIL-activated apoptotic signaling pathway; positive regulation of extrinsic apoptotic signaling pathway
Cellular component (GO): cytoplasm; CD95 death-inducing signaling complex
Molecular function (GO): death receptor binding; caspase binding
Source: RefSeq, a predicted model, not a curated record